UGGUUAUUAAAAUCUCUGGUCGACGUAAUUUCCAUCAUCCGUCAAGCGAGUCAAAAUUCAUCUCAAUUUGAUACCUACGAAACCGUCAUAAACAAGAAAUAAUUUUGCAACCUAUGUUCACUCAGCCCACCUUUAUAUUGAUCUUUUCAACGCGCCUUAAUAACUUCAUCUAAUCGAAUAAUUCAUUUCCAAACAUCUCCAAAGUUUGAUAGUGAAUUGUGGCUCAUUCAAAACUUCAAACAUUUCAAGUGUUUGUUUGAAUUCUUGAUCCUCCCAAUACAAUCAUGGCGACAACGAAACCGACAACGAAUAAUACAACACGAUCCUCAAAACUUCCAGUUAGACGUACAUCGGCAUCAACGGCCAGCAUCAUCUCUUCAAUGACUACCGUAAUGCCUAUCACUACAAAUCGAAAUUCUUUACCUGCUUUGGCAGAAACUACCAGACGCGCCACGCAUGUUACAAGAAAUGUACAAUGCACACAUUUGACUACUACGCGACUCUUUACCAGAGAGUUUCGAUGUGGUAUUUGUUUCCGAGAAAGUUCAUUUGGAUGGGUGUGGAGAUGUACUCAAGAUCGUGAACUCAUGUUAGAGGAUGACAUGGAUCAUGGACAUGCUGUAAGUUUUUAUCGAGACAUUUCAAUCUUCGCAUAACCUUAUUUAUUAACAUCGAUAAAGAGUCGAGAGAAACUGGACGACCUCUGUGAUAUUUUCCCAAGACGUACGGCGCCCAGACCUCGUGGACCAGAGGCACGUAAGUCAAGACUAAGUUUCCUGGAUGAAAUCAGUAACAAAGAUCUCAAAACAUAUACACCUGCGCAAAUCCAAACUAUUCUCAGACAACGCAGUCAUGUUAGUAGUAAUUCUCCAAUUUCUUAAAUACCCUUUCUGACAUCACAUUCAGCUUCUUGACGUCCUUGCCGAUUCUGAGGAGCCUGAACUCACACCGUCAAACUCUUCCACCAACAUUCCCGCUUUUGUUCAAUCCUUUCUCCCGCCCAUCGCUCAGUACCUCUCAAACAGUCCCAAAUAUGAGAGUUACAAACCCGCGUCCAUGGUUACCGUCUAGAGGUACAGAGUGUCAGUUCAAAUGUUGCCACACAUGCAGGCCCACCCUCCUCGAUCGCAGCUUUCUUAGUCUCAAUGCCAUUUUGAAUGACGACCUACCUUGCACUGCCGUCACUGGAUUUGGGUUUAAUUUACAGAAAUUCAGACCUGUAGCCAAAGUUGAGAUUGUUAAAAAUUUGGGAUUAAGACCAAAUCCAGUUCCUCUUGUAUGUAUUAAUAAAAAUAUUCUCCCUAUCAAGUUUACUACAAUUAUAUACACAUAGACUAACCCAAUUCAGGAGCUCAAUCCGAGCCGAUCACGAUCUCGAAACCUACGAUAUCAAAAACGAGCGGCGAACCUUGGUCUUGGUAUCCUUACUCAUCGAUCAAAUGCCACUCUAAGUCCUAACAAUCCAAAUUACAAUUCUUCGCCCUCUCCAACACAUACCUGCAACCCACAUCCAGCUCGUAACUCUUUUCCCAGAUCUGAUUUCUUUUCUAACUCUCCUUCCUUCAUCCCCGGAUCUUUUCCAAUUUCUUCCGAGACCACUUCAACAUCUACUGAAUCUAGCACCUAUCCUUUUCCUUACAUCGCCAUGCCAGCUCCUACCUACCAAUCAAACAAUAUCGUCAAUCCAUUCAAAUCCACGAACUCAAACAUCCCCCAAAACCAUGCAGUGCUAAUUCCUCUUCCUCCACAAACUCCAUCUGAAGUCUCACUAUUAGCUACUCCUACACCAACUUUAAUGGAAGAAUCCGAGUCUGAUGGUCACUUUUUUGGUGCGGAACCGUUGGAAGUAGAGGAUGGGGUUGCUGUUAUGGAGGAAGGUGUAGGUUUACAUGUUCCAGAUGUUUUGAUUACACAAUAUUAAGGUAAGAUGUGGAAAAGUGCUUUCGUAAUGAAGAUGUUAUUGGGAGUGGCAAUGCCAUUGAACAGGUUAUUGUGAUUUGAUUUGGGCUCACGAUACGAAUGAUGCGAAUGAUAUGAACAAAGGAACGGCUUAUUGGCUAUGAUGCGGGCUUGACUGGAUUUAUUCAUAACUGCGCCAUCAAAAAUGGUUUGGAUGUCUAUUAGGGAAUGGGGUUUUGCUGUGCGAUAUAAAAAGUCGGAGAGGGAGAUGUGAAUAAACCUUGUAUGGAGUAAAAUAUUUGGGACUGGAUCCCUGAAUUAUGAGAAAAAGUAUGCGAUACAAAAAGACAAGAGCAAUAAGAAUGAUAUUGUAUAGAGUAUAAUAUCAACA
Messenger RNA from Sclerotinia trifoliorum, 2290 nucleotides. The record is from the annotation of a GenBank genome assembly. Lineage: Eukaryota; Fungi; Ascomycota; Leotiomycetes; Helotiales; Sclerotiniaceae.